Messenger RNA from Botrytis porri, 1794 nucleotides. RefSeq lists its product as uncharacterized. The record is from RefSeq and is a predicted model, not a curated record. The transcript is spliced from 3 exons. NCBI's taxonomy places the organism in Eukaryota, Fungi, Ascomycota, Leotiomycetes, Helotiales, Sclerotiniaceae. The coding region runs from base 1 to 1794 and encodes 597 amino acids.
AUGGGUUUACCAAUAUUUUUCAAGCCUUCGGAGCCUGAUUCCUCAUCAAAUUCGACAGAAGAUCCCACUUCUCGCGCACGAUCUACCAUUCGAGGUCAUGCUCCCAUUCUUCGAAGUACUUUGCGCAAUCCUUCCUCGCGUGCUACUAACCGUCCGCGUGUACAUAGCGCACGGAGGCGGGCGCCCACAGAUGAUGUUGAACAACAUCGUUUUUACUACAGUUCUGAUCCAUAUCGUAGUGUACUCAUCGCUGCUCCUUCUAGAUCUUCAAUAACAACAACAACUAGCGAUGCAAUGGGACAUGCGAGGAGAAAUGAUUCAUCGUCACCAGAAAUUCCAAUAAUAACAUUUAGGCCGAGUGCCUUCACAGAUUUUAUCAAUGCCAAUGAUAAUUAUGAUGAUGAGGAGGACGAGGAUGAGGACGAGGACGAUGGACCACCGAUGCCCGCUGUUCCAGAAUCCAGAGAUUUCUCCAAUCCUUCAAAUAUAGAGUCGCGAGAUUCUUCAAGACGUCAUCAGCGAUCGAUCGAUACUCCAUUAUUUGGAGCUCACGGCAUACCUCUCGCCUCUCUUCUCUCUCAAACAUCUUCGAUUCCAGAACAGCGCUCUGGGGUAGUAUCCCCCACUCGAAUUGAUGCCAGAGACACGAACCGCAAUAAUGCAUUAGCAGAACGUCUCGGUGAAACAAAUUCACAAGAUUUCUUGGCGCAGAGGCAUCAGGUGAGACGGCGAGAUAUAGCAGCAGAUCGAGACCGGCGCAUUCAGCGACGCAUGCGUGGAGAGCGACGCAGUCUUGAUGCCACGUUAAGACAAGAACUAGUUCAACACCCCCGCCAUCACGAUGCGGUCGAAUAUCGACAGCGAUUCUAUAGCCAUGAAGCACGACGCAUCAGCGAUUUUAGAGAACAAUUGCGGAUCAGGGAACGAAUUCGAGCUUCUAGAGAACGAAUGCAGGAUAAUAGAGAGUCCACUCCCGCCAGAACCGAAGGGCUAUUGCAAGGUCUUCGAGAAAUUGUAGACCGGUCCGCUCGACCUAGAUCUGAAGAUCAACUGCUUGCUGAGGUAGAGCGACCUGGAAUACAGAGAGAGGGACCUCUAGCUGAUGAAGCGCAACUCACGUGGUACGCCCACUCUGGCCGUGGAGAACAGCAGACCAACACGCCGCACAGUGAAAUAGAGCAAACAGAUCCAUCAAUUACUUCUAGUUCCAUAGAGCGGCAACGAUUUGCAUCAUUUGAAAGGAUGCCUAAUCAUCUCGAUGUUGAGGGUAACGGACUAGAAGCCACCCAAUCUAAUACAUCACCGCAGUCUGUGGAAGGAGGAACUUUCAGAAUAAACACCAAUUAUGACGGCCUCGGUGAUCGAGAACGUAGCAUUGAGUUUCAGGAGCCAGAGAGGGGACACGGAGAAUUUGAUGACCAUUACUUCAUAGAUAAUGUUGAGCAACUCAACGUUAACGACCGUAGUGACUUGAGGCAUGAUUUAGAUCUAGAAGGUCAAGAGUCAUGGGAUAGUAUCGUGAUCACGCCAGAUCCACAAUCACCAAAUCCGUCAUCUUCAUUUGCUUCAACCGCUGCGUCUAGCUCACAACGACCUUCUCUAGGAACCUCUGUCAGUAGUGUGCCCGAGAAUGAGUCUCUUACGAUUGGUAAUUGCGACAAUCAAUCAGAUGUAACAAGCGACGAUGAGGCACUUGUCGCAGCUAUGGAAAAUUUCGAACGAUAUACACAAAAUCGCCCAGGCCCUGCAUAUGCUGAACAACCUAUCGGUCAACAUAGAGCAUUCGCGGGGUGA